This is a messenger RNA of Parasteatoda tepidariorum (common house spider), 1038 nucleotides long. The record is from RefSeq and is a predicted model, not a curated record. Lineage: Eukaryota; Metazoa; Arthropoda; Arachnida; Araneae; Theridiidae.
AUGCACCAUGGCACACAAGAAAUCAUUAGAAGCACUCAAUCGCACAUUAAAAGAUUUGAGAGGAAAUUAGCAGCUCUUGGUGGUGUACUCAUUUUGCUAGCUGGUGAUUUUAGACAAACUCUACCAGUCAUACCCCGCUCAACACUAGCAGAUGAAUUGAAUGCAUGUCUCAAAUCAUCAGUGUUAUGGCGGUAUGUGGAGAAAAUAUCUUUAAAGACCAAUAUGCGUAUUCAAUUACAACAAGAUGAAUCUUCUGAACGAUUUACAAAACAAUUGUUAGAUAUUGGGAAUGGUAAAAUAGAAAUGGACCAAUCCACACACUGUAUUACAUUACCAGAAAACUUUUGUCACAUUGUAAAAUCCACUGAUGAAUUGAUUGCAAAAAUUUUUCCAAAUUUAUCGCAGAAUUAUAACAAUAAUCAAUGGGUUAGUGAGCGUGCUAUAUUGGCAGCCAAAAACAUUGAUGUUAAUUUAAUAAACUGUAAAAUUCAAAAUGAAAUACUUGAUGAAGAAACAACAUAUAAAUCCAUAGAUACUGUUGUCAAUCAAGAUGAAUCAGUUAAUUAUCCAAUAGAAUUUUUAAAUUCAUUGGAUCUACCAGGAAUGCCACCACAUAUUUUAUCUUUGAAAAUUGGUUCCCCAAUCAUCCUUCUACAAAAUAUAAAUCCCCCGCGACUAUGCAAUGGGACUAGGCUAUCAGUAAAAAAAUUAAUGAAUAACAUAAUUGAGGCAACCAUUUUAAAUGGAAAACACCAAGGAGAACAUGAACUAAUACCACGCAUUCCCAUGAUACUAACGGAUACUAUAUUUGAAUUCAAACGUCUACAGUUUCCAGUACGACUAGCCUUUGCAAUGACCAUUAACAAAGCACAGGGACAAUCAUUGCAAGUAUGUGGAUUAAAUUUGACAAAUCCAUGCUUCUCACAUGGACAGCUGUACGUUGCGUGUUCACGAGUUGAAAAACCAUCAAAUUUAUUUGUUCUUGCACCAGAUAGGAAAACAAAAAAUGUUGUAUAUUUACAAGCACUACUAAGAUAA